Molecule: messenger RNA, 1517 nt
Organism: Tarenaya hassleriana
Lineage: Eukaryota; Viridiplantae; Streptophyta; Magnoliopsida; Brassicales; Cleomaceae
Product: guanine nucleotide-binding protein subunit gamma 2-like
Exons: 3
Coding region: 896-1342 (148 amino acids)
Biological process (GO): G protein-coupled receptor signaling pathway
Source: RefSeq, a predicted model, not a curated record
UCCGAUCUUUUUUUCUCUGUUUUUUUUCCUUUUGGGAUUGAUUUGGUUUUGCUUAUAAUCUGAUAAUCUGGAUUGGGUUUGCUGUUUCAUGGCCUUGUAGAUAUAUCUCCGAAUUACAGUGUUGGAUUAACCAUUCGCUUUGCUCUCGUUCCGUUCUCUGGUUUUGGAGGGAAUAGUAUAUAUAUGAAAUACUAUUGAUCUCGUGUGAAAAGUCUAAACUUUCCUGAAGAAAUAAUCAAGGGUUUGAUUUGAUUUAGGGUUUUGGAUUUGAUUCUCUGAGCAGGUGAUGAAAGUCACCGAUUUGUUAGAUUUUGGGCGAUGAGUUCGGAUGCUAAGUGUUUUCAGGAAAUCUCAUUUCUUGAACAACCUCGUUCUGAUGCCCUCUGGCUUUCAACUUCUCGAACCAGAGAAUUUCAGACCAGGUUCAUCAAGAGCUGGUUGCAUUUGAAAUUUCAUCAAAAAAUAUCAUAAGCUAGUGAAGUCGAUCAAACUUUUCUAUAAUCAUUUGAUUAUCUCCUCUCUAAUUACUUCUGUUCUUGGAAGCUCUAUAGCAUUAGAUCUCAGAGCUCCAAAGCCUUGAUGGUUAUGAUUUAACCGAAAUUGGGCAACUUUCUGUACUGUAAUGGAGACGACGGUGAUCUUUUCCUAUAAUAGCAUUUGUGUGCUUAGCUAUACUUUCGGUUCUCCGUGUCUCAAUCAGGAAUUACCGAAACCAGAAACAUGGAAAAUGACUGGUUUGGUUCCAAAACACCGUCCUUGGUACGUCUUUGAUGAUUAUACGUUAACGUACGGUAUACAGCUCAAAGCAAAACCCGGUUGAGGAUCGAUAGAAUAUCUUGUUCUUGACGAAAAUGUUUGCUAGUAGAAGAAACGGUCACUACUAUUAGAUGAUAAAAUGGAGCAAAACAAGAAAACAUGCACUACUUGCAGACUUAUACAUCUUGAUCCCGAGGUUCAACCUUGCAUUGCAUCACUUGUGUUUUUAUUUUUGACACUCAUGAACUUUAUACUUGGUCUUUUGGCAUCUAAGAUUCAUGAUGCCAGAAAAGUUUGGCUUUUUCCCCCUUGCCAUAGCCAUAGCCACACUUCUGUAAAUUUUGUUCUGGCUGCAAAAAGCAUUUAUCUUCCCACUGAUUUCCAUGUGUACCUUAAUGCACAGGAAGAGAUGGAGCAGCUCGAGAAGAUGGAGAGAGCAUCAACGUCGUGCCAAGAGUUCUUAGACAGUGUGGACAACAAACCCGACCCUCUUCUUCCCGAAACAACAGGUCCAGUUAAUCAGAUGUGGGAUCGAUGGUUUGAAGGACCUCAAGAACCAAAAAACUGUGGAUGCUCCAUUCUUUGACGACGUUUUCUCCCUUUAACAAUUUUUGUUCCCCGGAAAGUUUCCAGUUUGUUCACAUUGUUUCCUCGGCGAUUUCCAAAGUUUUUUUUCUUUUACCUUGUUUGAGUUCUGAGCAGAGAAGAUUUGAUGUAAUUGGCCUCAAAUGAUUUACUUGUGCAGAUUUUUUACAGCCACA